ACAAACCAGGAAAAAGACCUUUGAGCGGAUCGAUAGACAGCUAGGCUCAGGCAGUUAGACAGAGAAACUACUUUUACACUGAAUUAAAAAGAAAAACAAAGUUAUCAUGGCAUCUCUGUUUAAAAAGAAGACAGUUGACGAUAUCAUUAAAGAGCAGUCCAAAGAGCUGAGAGGCACCCAGAGACAAAUCACCAGAGACAGAGCUGCCCUGGAGAGACAGGAGAGGCAAAUGGAAAUGGAAAUCAAAAAAAUGGCCAAGACUGGAAACCGAGAAGCCUGCAAGAUACUAGCCAAACAGCUGGUUCAGCUCAGAAAACAGAAGAACCGAACCUACGCCGUGAGCUCUAAGGUCACGUCCAUGUCCACGCAGACCAAGGUCAUGAACUCUCAGAUGAAGAUGGCUGGUGCCAUGUCUACCACAGCGAAGACUAUGCAGACUGUCAAUAAAAAAUUGGACCCCAAGAAGACGCUACAGACGAUGCAGGACUUCCAGAAGGAGAACUUAAAAAUAGGAAUGACGGAGGACAUGAUCAACGAUACACUGGAUGAGAUUUUUGAUGAAUCAGGUGAUGAGGAAGAAAGCCAGGACAUCGUGAACCAGGUGCUGGAUGAGAUCGGCAUAGAGAUCUCAGGAAAGAUGGAAAGAGCCCCCUCAGUAGGAAAGAUCCUCCCUGGCGCCUCCCCAGCAAAGUCUAAAGCGGCCACCAUCUCAGACGCCGAGAUCGAGAGACAGCUGAAGGCUCUGGGAAUGGACUAAAUCUCUUCACCCUCCACACAUUUGUACCCACUGCCACCAAAGGACUCAGAGUGGGAAAAGGGAGUGUCUAAGUAAUAAAUAAAGGAAGAAUGUCAGCAAACAUACUCUUAUUGGAGUAUGGCAGUGAGUUACUGGAGGAGAUUCUGUGGUCAGAUAUAUACAGCAGAUUUAGACGUUCUGACAAAAUGCGCUCCAAAUCUGCUGCACAUAUUUAAAGGUGAAGGAUGUCAUUUUUGCACCACUAGUGGCUCCAAAUGGAGCAUGAUUGGGUGGGGCGGCACUAUCUGUUUGGGCGACCAAUAGAAAAUUACGGGGUGGGGAUAUUGAAAAGUUAAUGGCCAGAAUUGCAUACUUCCCUACUUUAUAGUAUGUAAACAGUAGUAUGUUCAAAUUCACAGUAUUCAUAAAACAGUAGACUAAAUUUAUCCGGGUGACCUACUACAUUUGUCAAAAUUCUGAAGUGCACAUCUAAUGGACAUUUUACUAUCCCAUUUGGAGUGGAUUUGUGAAUAACAAUGUAGUGGCACAACUGACACUGGUAUGUCACAUGACAAUGAUAACAUGGUGAAUAUAGUACAUCUGGAUUGCAUUCACACUAUUAGAGCAUACUUUUGUAACAGUGUUUGAUUAAAAAAUUACACACUUUACUUUUAACUUUGAAGGGUGCUAUUACUGUGACCAUGAAUUGUCCUUUAAAUCCU
Sinocyclocheilus grahami is the source of this 1458-nucleotide messenger RNA. It is a transcript of the gene chmp2ba, whose product is annotated as charged multivesicular body protein 2Ba. The record is from RefSeq and is a predicted model, not a curated record. The transcript has 6 exons. Gene Ontology annotation, biological process: vacuolar transport. NCBI's taxonomy places the organism in Eukaryota, Metazoa, Chordata, Actinopteri, Cypriniformes, Cyprinidae. The coding region runs from base 107 to 757 and encodes 216 amino acids.